Molecule: messenger RNA, 2352 nt
Organism: Mugil cephalus (flathead mullet)
Lineage: Eukaryota; Metazoa; Chordata; Actinopteri; Mugiliformes; Mugilidae
Gene: abcg1
Product: ATP-binding cassette, sub-family G (WHITE), member 1
Exons: 15
Coding region: 76-2082 (668 amino acids)
Biological process (GO): cholesterol homeostasis
Cellular component (GO): plasma membrane
Molecular function (GO): ATP binding; ATP hydrolysis activity; ABC-type sterol transporter activity
Source: RefSeq, a predicted model, not a curated record
CUGCUGCUGGGUGUCUGAGUGUGAUCAGUGUGUGAGGGAGGAGGGAGACAGUCGGAGUGUCUCUGUCUCUAGGCCAUGGCCUGUCUCAUGGCCGCCUGGUCCGUCCACAACCCCACCGUCACCAACUCCAUCAUCAUGAACACCAACGGACCCCCAGACCUGAUGCUGGACCCCCGGACGGUGUGUGUUUGUAUGGACGAGGUGGUCAACAGGCGGCCGGCGGGCCCGGUGCAGGGACCCCUGAGGAAGGUGGACCACAACCUGACGGAGGCCCAGAGGUUCUCCUCGUUACCACGGAGACCAGCGGUCAACAUCGAGUUCAAAGACGUGUCGUACUCGGUCAGAGAGGGACCCUGGUGGAGGAAGAAAGGUUACAAAAUGCUGCUCAAAGGGAUCUCUGGGAAAUUCACCAGCGGGGACCUGGUGGCCAUCAUGGGGCCCUCGGGAGCCGGGAAAUCCACCCUCAUGAAUAUCCUGGCCGGGUACAGGGAGACAGGGAUGAAGGGUGAGAUCCUGAUCAACGGUCAGCCCAGAGACCUACGCUCCUUCAGGAAGGUUUCCUGUUACAUCAUGCAGGACGACAUGCUGCUGCCGCACCUCACCGUACAGGAGGCCAUGACGGUUUCAGCCAACCUGAAGCUGCAGGAGAAGGUGGAGGCUCGAAGAGAGAUGGUCCGGGAGCUCCUGAUGUCUCUGGGUUUGCUGGACUGUGCUAAGACCAGGACGUCUCACCUGUCGGGGGGUCAAAGGAAGAGGCUGGCCAUUGCUCUGGAGCUGGUCAACAACCCUCCGGUCAUGUUCUUCGAUGAACCAACGAGUGGUCUGGACAGCUCGUCUUGUUUCCAGGUGGUGUCUCUGCUCAAAGCUCUGGCUCGAGGAGGACGGACUGUCAUCUGCACCAUCCACCAGCCCAGCGCCAAACUCUUCGAACUCUUUGACAAGCUCUAUGUGUUGAGUCAGGGUCAGUGUAUCUACAGAGGACAGGUGUCCAGUCUGGUUCCUUACCUGAGAGACCUGGGACUCAACUGUCCGACCUACCACAACCCUGCUGACUUUGUGAUGGAGGUGGCCUCUGGAGAGUACGGGGAUCAGAUGGUCCGUCUGGUCAGAGCCGUCCAGGACAGGAGGUGUGAGAAGGAUUAUCAGACGGAUCUGAACGGAGACGCCAACGUCCACGCACUCCUGUGGCAGCGAACAGAGGAGGAGACGUCCUCCUCUGAGGGUUGCCAUAGUUUCUCAGCCAGCUGUAUGACUCAGUUCUCCAUCCUGUUCAGAAGAACAUUCCUCAGCAUCCUCAGAGACUCGGUGUUGACUCACCUGAGGAUCUCGUCCCACAUCGGUAUCGGCGUUCUGAUCGGUCUCUUGUACCUGGGGAUCGGCAACGAGGCCAAGAAGGUUCUGAGUAACUCUGGGUUCCUGUUCUUCUCCAUGUUGUUCCUCAUGUUCGCGGCCCUGAUGCCCACGGUCCUCACAUUUCCUCUUGAGAUGGGAGUUUUUCUGAGGGAACACCUGAACUACUGGUACAGUCUGAAGGCGUACUACCUGGCCAAGACCAUGGCUGACGUCCCUUUCCAGGUGGUCUUCCCGGUGGUCUACUGCAGCAUUGUGUACUGGAUGACGGCUCAGCCUCCCGACGCUGCUCGCUUCUUCCUCUUCUUGUCUCUGGGCGUCCUGACGUCGCUGGUGGCUCAAAGUCUGGGGCUUCUGAUCGGAGCGGCCUCCACCUCACUACAGGUGGCCACGUUUGUGGGUCCAGUCACAGCAAUCCCAGUUCUGCUGUUCUCCGGGUUCUUCGUGAGUUUUGACACCAUCCCCUGGUACCUGCAGUGGAUGUCCUACAUCUCCUACGUCAGAUACGGGUUUGAAGGCGUCAUCUUGUCCAUCUACGGUCUGGACCGACAGGAUCUUCACUGCGAUGAAGACGACACGUGUCACUUCCAGAAGUCGGAGGCCAUCUUGAAGGAGCUGGACAUGCUGGACGCCAAACUCUACCUGGACUUCAUCGUCCUCGCCGUCUUCUUCUUCUCUCUGAGGCUCAUGGCUUAUUUCGUCCUCAGGUAUAAGAUCAGCUCUGAGCGAUAGGACAAUGAGGACAAUGAGGGCGAGGACGUCUGUUAGCCGUUAGCCUGUAGCCGAGCAGUUUUUCUACUUUGGGCCGAUGUGAGACGGACUGGUUUGAUCCGGACCAGGAACCGGAGCUGGUCUCUUUGUUCCUGGAGGUUUCACGGUGCCACAACCUGACAGACAGUCGCACAUUUUUAAUUUCCUCUCAUCAGAGUAAACGUUCAUGUUACUGUAGUUUAUCUACUGAGGUCAGAGGUAACAAUCAAUAAAGACCUUUAAUUUCCUCAA